AUGUCCAUGCUGCGAUACCUGUCGCCCGGCCGUGGCCGCGCCGAAGGCUCCAACUCCUCUUCCACUUCCCCCCUUCUCGCCGAUGCGCCCUCGCUCAAGCUCCACGUGAUGAACUGGGGCGUCCUCAUCCUCCCCGCCCCCGACCACGCCGGCGACCCGCGCCACGACCCCAUCCUCCACGGUGAACUCGACGUGCGCGUCUCCGGUCCGCGACGAUGCAAGCGUAUCCGUGUAGGACUGCGCUCCAUCAUCCGACUAGACAUGGGCGGCGGCCGAAAGAUCGAGGAGGACGUGCUGUUCGAACGGAAAGUCGAGAUCAUUGGCGCAAGCACAGACGGUAUUUGGCUCGCACCAGGGUCGCAGCGUGGGUCCAACUCGCGCGCCCCAUCCCCGAGUCGAGCCCGCCGCUCGUUGUGGGAUAUUCCCUCCAUGCCGCCAAGUGGUGCGGUAACCCCCAUUGGCGGCGGGGCGCCCGCCGCACCCCUCGCCCUGGCUGGCGCACUAGCCAACCUCUCCUUGGAAAAUGGACACGCAAGCCCAACCGUGGCUAGUGCGAACUCGAACUCGAACCAGAACCCGACCUCGCGGCCGGGAUCAGGAUCCGCUUCCCCUUCUUCUCCAAUCGAGCCACAUCAACCCAUCAACCCCGCCCUCCUCGCUUCAGAAUAUAGCUUCUCCCUCACCCGCCAAGAGGUGCCCUACCUCCCCCGUAUCCCCAGCUAUGAAGAUACAAACUUCACCGACCACGCAAGCCAAACUCCUUGGGUAAUGGGUAAACACCGCGCGAAAAAACACAUCAUGAUCGUCUACAACCCCAACCCGUUGGCAACCACAAACGAGCUACACGACCGUGCCAACGGCCAUGUCCGGGGGUUGGGCGAGUGGGAGAUGCUCCUGGUGUCUGACGUAUGGACAAUCUGCGCUCUCAUGAACCUCCAGUUCAACGUGACUGGCAUUCCUGCCUCGACGACAAUCUUUGCUGUGCGCCUCGCCCUCGCUCAGAGUUGGGCCAUCAUCUCGCCCCGCGACGACCAAGCCGCUAACCACCUCACCGGUACUCGCUCCUUUGCAAUUUUCGAGAGUGGAAAACGUCCACCAGUAGGCCACCACUACCCCGAUAAGCAUUUCCAUGCCAUCUGGCGCGGCACCGAUGCAGGCGGCAAGGACAAGCCCAUGGCCAACGAUGGCGGAUCGCUCCACCUCGCCGCAACCGUCCGUUUGCCGACCGACGAACAUGUGCGCCCCACCACCCUCCCGGGCGUGGUCACGCCCAUCACAGUUACGCACAACCUCGUCCUCGAGGUCUUCUUCUCCGUGUGGGGCGAAGACGACCGUGGCGAGCCCAUGAAAGUUCCUGGCCCAGGAGGACUGCGUCUCCUCCGCGUGUCGCGGCCCAUCACCCUGCCUUCCUGCGCACUCAUCCCCGAGGUCAUCGACCUGCCAGCCUACGAGGAACACCAGCGCGACGCAAUCGCCCCUGACGAAGACUCGAUCGAGCUACUCCAGCGCGGGAUGAAGGGCGCCGGGCCCCUCGGCGAUCCCGGAUGGGCUCUGUGCGCGUGCGGCCGCAAGCUCGAAGACAUGGAGGCCCGUAUGCGCGCAGCCGUCAUACAGGAGGUCACGGGGAACAACUUUGACCCUGCCACAAGCGAAAAGGUCGCGGCGGAACGGCGUGGGCGGCAGGAACGGCUCGACAGCUAUUAA
Messenger RNA from Cutaneotrichosporon cavernicola, 1704 nucleotides. RefSeq lists its product as uncharacterized. The coding region runs from base 1 to 1704 and encodes 567 amino acids. The transcript has 3 exons. The record is from RefSeq and is a predicted model, not a curated record. NCBI's taxonomy places the organism in Eukaryota, Fungi, Basidiomycota, Tremellomycetes, Trichosporonales, Trichosporonaceae.